UCUCUUGCUGUCCUAUAAUCCUCCCUCUUCAGAUAAUAAGCUUUAACGAGCCCCAGCUACACCUCAGCAUUGCCCCGGUUGGUUCAUUAUUAAAGCGGGCUGUCGAGACUGCCAGCGAGCCGAGCGAGGUGCGAUAUAAACACGCACGAUUAUUUAAACUCUUUCGUGACUUGAAUGUCUCAGAACAGCUGUUUGUUUAUCUUGGAUUCCGGUCUGUUUGGUUGUCGUCCAACCCCAAGUACCGCUCGUUUUUUAACUAAUAUACUUUCAGUUUCAUGUUCAACGCAGUUCGCUUCAGCUAUACGGAAGAGACGCGCUUGGGGUGAAGUUGGGUCGAUACACUGCUAACUGAGGAAUGAGUGAUUCAGAAGAUGCAAACAUGGACCCGACUCCAAGGAGAAGAAGACGCAGUAAAGAUUUGGACCCACCCGAUAUGUCAGGAGACUCUUCCAGAGAGCAGGACGACGAGGAGACAGAGAUGAGGGAGGAACAGGAGAGACUGAGGAGAGAGGAGGAGGAGAGACUGAAGAGAGAGGAGGAGGAGAGACUGAGGAGGGAGGAGGAGGAGAGACUGAAGAGAGAGGAGGAGGAGAGACUGAAGAGGAAAGAGGAGGAGGAGAGACUAAGGAGGGAGGAGGAGGAGGAGAGACUGAAGAGGAAGGAGGAAGAGGAGAGACUGAAGAGAGAGGAGGAGAGACUGAGCGCUCUUGAAUUCAAGGAGGAAAUGAAGAAGAUCCAGGAAUUUGUUCAGCGGUUCCCAGAUCAGCUGAAAGAAACAGAAAGCGCUGUGGAGGAAUUGAAGAAGGUCGCUGACGACAUUCACAAUGAGAGAGAUGCUGUGGUUGGUGGGGCUCGAGCUUCCUCUUUCAUUCGAACAGGAGCAGCGAUCGCUGCUGUAGGUGUAAUAGGUCUUGCAGGAGCGGGGCUGGCUACAUUCACAGGGGGAGCCAGUGUGGCUGUUGCUGGGGCCGUUGCUGGGGGUUUAACACAGGCUAUUGCAGGUGGCACAGUUGCUGGAAUGGUUGCUGGGGGAUCCACUCUGGCUUUAGCAAGUGGAACAGUUGCUGCCAGUAUAGGAGCAUUCACCUUGAGAUCUUACAGUAAGAAGAUAGAGGAUAUAUGUGAAAAUGCGAGACGCAGGAUGACAGAGCUCAGCAGAUCUGCCACCACAGCGAUCGCAGCUCUUUUAAACCUAAAGAGACUCUCCGGAUCACCGGACACAGCUGCUGACUCAGAUUAUGAAAAGGUGUUUGAAAUGCUAGAGACAGACUCAGGUCUCAGAGAUCUGACAGAGAGGAUGGAAGAGUUACUAGGGGCUAGCGGCACUGACACAGCAGACAGUCAGAUAGAUCAAAUAGCUGAAAUCGUUUUUCCAAAUGACCUGGGCCAGUUGUUUUCUGUCAUUCUAAGUUUUAAGAGCAAAGAGGAGAAAAACGAGAAGGCGAGUAAGAUCUGUGAGUGCGCUGAAAAGCUUGAGGAAAACCUGCAGGCAGUGAGGGAGAUCCACACAGCCAUGAAAACACUUUCCAACUGAAAUAGUUCCAGUGUGAGCGCCGCGAUUAUAUAUAUAUGGAGGCUGUGUGGUCCAGUGGUUACAGAAAAGGGCUUGUAACCAGAAGGUCCCCGGUUCAAAUCCCACCUCAGCCACUGACUCACUGUGUGACCCUGAGCAAGUCACUUCACCUCCUUGUGCUCCGUCUUUCGGGUGAGACGUAGUUGUAAGUGACUCUGCAGCUGAUGCAUAGUUCACACACCCUAGUCUCUGUAAGUCGCCUUGGAUAAAGGCGUCUGAUAAAUAAACAAAUUAUUAUAUAUAUAUAAUAUAAACCUCAAGAAUCCUGUUUUAAGCUGUAUUACUACUGUGCCGUGUUUAUCUAACAGUUAUCCACAUAAACAUAUUAUUAUGGUAGAUUUCCCCCCCGUUCAUAGUUCUUUAAGAGAAGUGCGGAUCAGAGAGUUUGCAGCGUGAAGACAGGUUUGUGUAGAACCAAUUAGAAAGUUAGAGAAGGUUGAUUAAAGACAGGAAAAUAAAACAAAACAAAAAUAACUAUAAUGCAUGAGAAGAAAAAAUGAUCUCGGGAUCUCGACAAUUAAAAAAAAACUCCAGCCCAUCGUCGCUUCAAAUCAACUCUCCAGACCCGCCUGUCCUCUCUCGCUUUCCACGCUCUUCAAGCCUGAUAUCCGUUAUUAGCUGCUGUCUAAAUUGCUAUUUCGGAUUGAUGUUAAUGUGAUGAUUCUGUAGGGCACACGCAUCCACAAUGUUUAAAACUCACAUCCUAGCCUUGUAUUUCAUGUACCAAGCCUUGUAUUUCACUGUAUAUAAUGUAUUAUACAUUGUUUUCACCGUGUUUAAUGCAUUGUAUUUCACUGUAUAUAAUGUAUUAUGCAUUGUUUUCACCGUGUAAUGCAUUGUAUUUCACUGUAUAUAAUGUAUUAUACAUUGUUUUCACCGUGUUUAAUGCAUUGUAUUUCACUGUAUAUAAUGUAUUAUGCAUUGUUUUCACCGUGUUUAAUGCAUUGUAUUUCACUGUAUAUAAUGUAUUAUGCAGUGUUUUCACCGUGUUUAAUGCAUUGUAUUUCACUGUAUAUAAUGUAUUAUGCAGUGUUUUCACCGUGUUUAAUGCAUUGUAUUUCACUGUAUAUAAUGUAUUAUGCAUUGUUUUCACUGUGUUUAAUGCAUUGUAUUUCACUGUAUAUAAUGUAUUAUGCAGUGUUUUCACUGUGUUUAAUGCAUUGUAUUUCACUGUAUAUAAUGUAUUAUGCAUUGUUUUCACCGUGUUUAAUGCAUUGUUUUCACUGUAUUUAAUGUAUUAUGCAUUGUUUUCACUGUAUUUAAUUUAUUAUGCAUUGUUUUCACUGUAUUUAAUUUAUUAUGAAUUGUUUCUCACUAUCUUGUAAAGCGCUUUGUGAUGGUGCUCCACUGUGAAAGGCGCUAUAUGAAAUAAGGAUUGAUUGAUCGAUUGAUUGAUCUAGUGAUUACAAGAUCAAUAAUGGCUUACCUCUUUUUUCUGUUUGAUUUUUCAUGUCCUCAGUGAGCCACUAUAAAAAGUUAUCUUUUUGAAUGAUCACUGUGUUUUAUUUCUCCAUUGUAUAUUUUAUUAUUGUUCUACAUUAUAUAUAUAUAUAUAUAUAUAUAAUAUACACACACACACAUUUGAAUUCAUGUGUAUGAUCGCUGUUCAUAUCUGUGUUCUAAGUCAGUGUCUAUGUGAUUAUUUUGAGCUGUGUUCACAGUUAUGAGUUUUUAGGUUCCAGGUGAACAGAACCGCACAAGAAGCUGUAUAGCUGCCUUAGAACAAAUAUAAGUGAAUAAUGUUCUUGUAAUCCUGUAAAUCCUUUUCUAUAAAUGUUUUCA
Messenger RNA from Acipenser ruthenus (sterlet), 3355 nucleotides. Its product is annotated as cyclic nucleotide-gated cation channel beta-1-like. Gene Ontology annotation, biological process: lipoprotein metabolic process; lipid transport. Gene Ontology annotation, molecular function: lipid binding. The record is from RefSeq and is a predicted model, not a curated record. The transcript has 4 exons. Gene Ontology annotation, cellular component: extracellular region. NCBI's taxonomy places the organism in Eukaryota, Metazoa, Chordata, Actinopteri, Acipenseriformes, Acipenseridae. Bases 356 to 1534 code for a protein of 392 amino acids.